UGCGCAGAUCACGCCAUCAUCAUCAUCACCAUCUCUCACAUGCUGCUGAAGCCGGUAGUGAAAGGAAACGUGGUCCCAAUUCAUCUUAAAUUACAGCGUUUUAUUAUCAAUUGGACCUUCCUAGGACAUCAUCCUUGUCUCUUUGUGUCACGCACUUAACGUUACCGCCACAGGAAACGUUUAGUCAGAGAAUUACACAUCUACUACGAUUUGAUAUGAAUUAAAAUCUAAGUGACUGGGUUAAUUUAGCCGAAAUGGUGGCAGGUGAGUUUCUCCCAGAGCAGCAUGUUCUGCCUGACAGCACACCAGACGGCAUUGUCACGGAAGCAAAUACAGACGACGACAGCGGCUACAAGGAGCUUUCCAAUGGAUCGGUCCAAAUAAUAUUGGAUCCAAAGGUGCUGGAACAGGAGCUUCCACCACCAGAUGAAAAAGAGGCGAUGCUUCCCUCCGAGCACAAUAACGAUGCGCUCGAGACGAGACUUUACUGGAGGCGCUUCGCCGUUCUCGGCGUGUUCAGCCUCUAUUCGCUAGUCAACGCAUUUCAGUGGAUCCAGUACAGCAUCAUUACGAACAUCUUCAUGGAGUAUUAUGAAGUAUCAAGCAUUAUGAUCGACGGGCUCUCCGUGGUCUAUAUGGUCGCUUAUGUGCCUUUAAUCUUCCCCGCGACGUGGCUUUUAGAUAAGAAGGGGCUGAGGAUGACUGCGUUGUUAGGGGCCGGGUUGAAUGCUCUAGGUGCGUGGGUGAAGUGCGCCAGUGUGGGGCCCAAUCUAUUCUGGGUCACCAUGACCGCACAGAUCAUAUGCUCUGUGGCACAGGUGUUCAUCCUCGGUCUCCCCUCCAGAAUCGCUUCGGUUUGGUUCGGCCCAAAAGAAGUCUCCACGGCUUGUGCCACAGCGGUUUUGGGCAACCAGCUUGGUGUGGCCAUAGGUUUCCUGCUCCCACCUGUACUGGUUCCCAACACUGUAGACGACAAAGAUCUCAUGGGCCACAACAUCAGUAUAAUGUUCUAUGGAACAGCUGGAGUUUCAACUCUGCUCUUCCUUCUAACAAUAUUUGUCAUUAAGGAUAGCCCUCGACUCCCACCCAGCAAAGCCCAAGCUGUUCUGUCCACUGGUCCAGCUGAAGACUAUUCAUACAAACAAUCAAUCAUAAACCUCUUUAGGAGCAAGCCCUUCAUUCUGCUCCUCAUCAGCUAUGGCAUCAUGACCGGAUCAUUCUACUCUGUAUCUACACUUCUCAAUCAAAUGAUCAUCUUUUACUAUCCGGGUGAAGAGCUUAACACAGGGAGAAUCGGCUUGACUUUGGUGGUGGCUGGAAUGUUUGGUUCAAUACUGUGUGGAAUCUGGUUGGAUCGUACAAAAACCUACAAAUUGACAACAUUGAUCGUCUACGUGCUGUCCUUUAUUGGAAUGGUGGUGUUCACAUUCACGCUGAACGCUGGAUAUCUGAUUGUUAUCUUCUUUACUGCUGGGGCCCUAGGGUUUUUUAUGACGGGUUACCUUCCCAUUGGCUUUGAAUUCGGUGUUGAAAUCACAUACCCUGAGUCUGAGGGCACGUCAUCUGGUCUUCUGAAUGCUUUUGCACAGGUGUUCGGCAUCAUAUUUACUCUCAUACAAGGGCAGCUGACCACAGACUACGGCCCGCUCAUCGGAAAUAUUUUCUUGUGUGCUUGGAUCCUCCUUGGCAUUGUUCUAACAGCUCUGAUUAAAUCAGACCUCAAAAGGAACAACGUCAAUGUGGGCAAUACAAACAAAGGACAAGCAGUUCCCACUGAGCUGCCUUCUGAUAAAGCGUCCAGUGACGUCAAGCUGGAGUCCUCUAGCUUACCUCACGAGACUUCAAUUUAAGUCUUAAACAUUUCCAACAGCACAUCAAAAAUCACAAGAGAUUACAGACUCUCCUGAGAUGACUUGAAAUCUCCUUAUUUCGCUGUGAUGUAAUGAUGUUAUAGCACAAUUUUCAGAGAAAACGGACUGCUAAAUGUUCACAAAUGCUGUAAAUUAACUUCUCUGAAUCUAGGCUGAUUGAUUAUACAAUCUGUCUCUUGAUUAUACAUGCAUUGCAAGCAUUAUUUUAUUUAUUUAUUGUUUCAAGAACUGUGGACCAAAUAUUAGGAUUUUAACAUGGCUUGUAAGGCCUAAAUGCACAAUCAUGUUGGUGUGACUGAAACAGCAUGUUGGUUUGCUUCGUCUGACUGUGUUUUGCUUGGACGUUUCUGAAGUCUGCUGUUGCAUUGCAGAACAUCUACAUGUAAUAAUUACACAAAAAAACAUGAAUUUCCAUCUUAUUUAUUCAGGAUAAUGAAUAGUGUUCUUUGAACUAAAAAGACAUUGUAUGUAAAUUGUAGUGUAUACUGAAUGUAAUUGCUUUAGCAAAAUCGCCCAUCAUUAUGAGACUGAAAUCAUUUUCAGUGCUUAUGCUCCCAUUGCAACAUAAAAUCAAAUAUGUGUAAGUGCAACAUUUUUGACUUGUGUAACACAUACAGAUACUAGGAGAAUACUUGUUUAGUCUUUUCCAGAAAGCACAAAGUAACCUUUCAGCAUUCGUACCACGUUAAGGAUGGUUUGUUUAAAAAAGGAAUGUGUUAUAGUGACACGAGUGAGGUUUUAUGAAUAUGUCAUUCCUCGGAAGUGUGGAAGGAGCAUUAUUAUUUGAAUGGUUUGUAACUCUAAGUUUACUUGCUUUUAACUAAUUUUCUUUUUUUACUUUUGAUGCAUAUUUAUUAGAAAGAUGGCUUCUCUCUGAUUUUUUUCGUAUUUAUAGAUUUCUGGCUUGAAUUUCUACUGUUUCUACUUGGUAUUCUUGUUGGAUAAUGAAGGCAGCUGCGCAAACUGGGGGUUCACAUUAUUGUACACAAAUGAUGCUGGGAAAUUCACUGUAAAGUAAAAAACUCAUUUGCAUUACACUCUGAGCUUUAAAGGACUGGAAGGGGUUCAUGUUUCCAUCACUGCUGUUUUAAAAUAAAAAUGAAAUUCCUCAAAAUAAAA
Molecule: messenger RNA, 2990 nt
Organism: Pimephales promelas (fathead minnow)
Lineage: Eukaryota; Metazoa; Chordata; Actinopteri; Cypriniformes; Leuciscidae
Gene: flvcr1
Product: FLVCR choline and heme transporter 1
Biological process (GO): transmembrane transport; heme export; mitochondrial transport
Cellular component (GO): mitochondrion; membrane
Molecular function (GO): heme binding; heme transmembrane transporter activity
Source: RefSeq, a predicted model, not a curated record